Messenger RNA from Choloepus didactylus (southern two-toed sloth), 3362 nucleotides. Its product is annotated as olfactory receptor 2T33-like. NCBI's taxonomy places the organism in Eukaryota, Metazoa, Chordata, Mammalia, Pilosa, Megalonychidae. The record is from RefSeq and is a predicted model, not a curated record. Gene Ontology annotation, biological process: G protein-coupled receptor signaling pathway. Gene Ontology annotation, molecular function: olfactory receptor activity; G protein-coupled receptor activity. The transcript is spliced from 6 exons. Bases 2421 to 3254 code for a protein of 277 amino acids. Gene Ontology annotation, cellular component: membrane.
AAGGGGCGGGGCUCCUGUGACGUCACUCCGCUCCUCAGCCGCGCGUCCCAGGCAUCCUUCUUCCUCCCAACCUCCCUACCCGGAAGCCUGUUUAAGUCUCUGGCGUCCCGGCGGGUUUAUGUUUUCGUUUUCAGAGGGCCUGGGUGAAGCCGGGAGGAAGCGCUUGUUCCCCUCCCUCAGCCGAUGGUGCGUGUGUCUGAUCCUUAAGUUGGAGCUAUCCUGAGUGCGUCACCCUCGGCGCCAUUGCCCUUUGGCUGCCAGCCGUCCGCCUGCCCCAGGACCGCUCAGAAGAGACAGCCUGCAUGAGCCUUCUUCCACACUAUGGGCUCAUCCAAGUUCCAGAUUCCCAGAGAAGUGGAGACAGGACCCUGCUCAGUCCUCGUCAGACUGCUGUGAGGAUGGACCCAGCAUGCAGACCUCUGGGCAUCCCAGGGAUGUCUGAGAACCUGCAGCUAUGGAGUUCCUUGCUCCAGCAAACCAGCAAAUGCCAGGAGGAUCCAGGUGGUAGAAAGGCCCCACAGAUCUGAGGACCUGAACAGAAGCCUCAAACCCAAAUGGCCCUUUGACUUCUGGAAUGGUCUCCACCUCUCGGGGUGGGUGCAAAUCAAAUAACCAAAGCAAUUCCAUUUGCUCCCCUGUACCACUGCUGCAUAGCUGCUGCAGGCUUUUGGAAGAUUGAUGGUUCAAACUAUUGAAUUUUCUCAGCUUGGCUAUGAGCCAGCACUCCAUUUCAUGGAUUCUCUCCUGGGAAGCAGGAAAGGAGAUCAGUUUAUUAGCAAAAAUAGAGGAUCUCCUCUGCUGCACUGCUCAAACAGCCCCAGAAAGGAAUCUUUUCAAGAAUGGAAAUCAGGGCAAUGCUGAACUGCUGCUCUAGGCAGCCUCUCUCCUGGAAUGUGUCACAGGUGAAUCAGGCCACAGUUCCUGGCCUGGAAGUUCAAAGGGAUUUGUUCUGUCAGCAUGCCUUUUGUAAUGGGAGUGAUGGACAAAGAGUCAUCCCCUUCCUUGGGAGUCAAAAACCACCAUCAAGAGUGUAAAGAUCUGUAAGGCUUAGAAAAUAUGCAGGAUGGUCCAGCCAACUGCUUCAAGGUAAACCUGGCCUUUGGAUGUGACAAUAAUGAGAGCAGCAAAAUGCAAAGGAGCACAUGGUUAAAUCUAAGUGAAAACAAAUUGUCCCUUCUAAGAUACUAGUACAAAUAUGUGAAAAAUGAAUUUCCACCUGGCCAAGACAAGAAAUGCAUGGAUUUGUGGGGAGGGUGAUGAGUGGAGGUCCAGAAGCCUUUAGAAUUGAGAUUUGGGCCAUUCAGAUGUAAAACUGUGGGAGGAUGCCUGAGGAAGUCACUGGUGUGGGAUUCGUGCCCUCCAGCCCAUGCAAUCUGCCUCAGGACCCUGAGCCAGAGGCCACACUGUACCUACUGUCACCUGCCCACUGUUCUGGCCUAGGUCACUGCCAGGAGGCCCCUGCAAUUUCUGCAAAGAUACACUGUAGAUGACUCACUCCAGCAGCUCCUUCCCAAUCUCCUGCAUGGAACUCUGCAAACACAGUGCUCAGCAGCCUCACAGGAGGUGUCAGGAGGCUGCCUGGCCAUUGCCACAGGGGGAGCACACCAUGCUAUCGCUGCAACUCAAAUCAGGCAAAGACGGAUGUUUGAUGAUGACAACAUCUGUGCCCAGGAUUAACAUGUUGAAUGAAGAUGACUUUUGGGUCCAGGAUUAACAUGAUGAAUGAUGGUUGCCUCACUGUCACCACUUUCCUUCCUGCCAGCCACCCACCUCCUGAGAUGUGAACACAAAGAGCACAAGUUUUCAAACCCUGACAUCGAUGGUCCCAUUCUUCAUGCCUCCUGCACACUGAGAGGAGGAGGUUAUGGGGCUGCCCAGGCAGUGUGACACUAUUGGCAUUUCCUGAAUUUCUGAGCUUGCACCAGCUUCACUUACUUUUGGGAACCUCCUGGUCAAUGGACAGCAUCCUCGUGGUGGACAGUUGAACCAACAUCUACAUCGUCGCAUAAAGUUCUCAUUUCCAGGUUUUCUGAGACCAGAUCUGUGAACACAACAAGAAAAUAUGUUCAUCUCUUGAGUGGCUUUGGCUUAUUGAUCCGGACCUCUUUCCAGGAACCGGUCGUUGCAGGACCUGGCCCCGCCCACGCGUGCACGCCCCUGGGGGCGGGGCCCCCGCCCUCCAGCCCUCCAAUGGCUCCAGGUGCCAGUUGGGAACGUUCCCUGAAGGGAGUCACCCCAGACCUUGAACAAAUCAGCCAGAGUGAGGGCCCAAUCUUGGACAGCACGAUUCUUCAGCAGAUGCAUUUUAGCAAAUGCAGCUUCUUUUCAGUACCUUUCAAUUGAAGCAGUUGGAUUUAAUUGAUGAUGGGAAAGAAUGAGACCACAGGAAUGGAUUUUAUUCUCCUGGGACUCUGCCCAGCAUGAAACUCGCUGACAUCCUCAUUGCUGUGAUCAUCUUCAUCUGUGUUGCUGCCCUCACAGGGAAUUCCACCCUGAUUCUCCUCAUCCUGGUGGAUUCCCAGCUCCAUACGCCCAUGUACUUCCUUCUCAGCCAGCUGUCCCUCAUUGACUUGCUCCUCAUCUCCACCACUGUCCCCAAGAUGGCCAUUGACUUUCUCUCAGGGAAGAAAAACAUCUCAAACACAGGCUGUGGGACACAGAUGUUUUUAUAUCAGAUGCUGGGGGGAGCUGAGUGCAUUCUCCUGACUCUCAUGUCCUGGGAUCGCUAUGUGGCCAUCUGCUACCCACUGAGAUACCGAGUCAUCAGGAACCACAGGGUCUGCCUGAUGAUGGUCCUGGGGUCCUGGGCUGGGGGUGCCCUAAAUGCUCUAGUCCAGACUGCAUACACCAUGCACUUACCUAAGUGUGGCCCCAAAGAGAUAGAACAUUUUUUCUGUGAAAUAAUGACUAUCUUGAGUUUCUUUUGUGAGGAUACUUAUGUGUAUAAGUUGGCAAUGCUUGUGACAGGCAUUGUGCUACUCCUCAUUCCUUUUGCUAUCAUCUUUUCCUCCUACUCCCUCAUCUUCUUCACUGUCCUCCACAUGAAUUCCCCCAAGGGGAGGAACAAAGCACUGGCCACCUGCUCCUCCCACCUGAUGGUUGUGAGUCUCUUUUAUGGACCAGCCAUCUUCACCUACAUGACUCCUGGCUCCUCACACAGCUCCAAUCAAGACAAGGCUGUAUCAGUGUUAUUUUCAAUUAUCACCUCUACGUUGAACCCCUUUAAUUAUAGCCUGAAAAACAAGGAUGUUUAGGGGGCAUUUAGGAAGAUAUGGGAAAAGUGUCAUUUCUAAAAUUAAAACUCCCAAUCUUUUCAUUUCACCACAUCUAAUGAAUAUUUUGUAGUGUUUGACAUAUCAAUA